Molecule: messenger RNA, 10638 nt
Organism: Astrephomene gubernaculifera
Lineage: Eukaryota; Viridiplantae; Chlorophyta; Chlorophyceae; Chlamydomonadales; Astrephomenaceae
Source: the annotation of a GenBank genome assembly
CAUACCCAUAUACUUUACAAACGCUAGUAUAUGUAUACUGAUAGCAUGUUACAGCUGUUAAACUGGCACUGCCAAUAAAUACUUGCAAUGGAACGUUGACCGCGGUCCUAACAUGAGUUCCAACAGCGUUACUAGGGAGCAGUCAGACACUAUCGUAAAAGAGUUUGAGUUUGAAGGGAACUAUGCUGGGGCGUCGAAGCCGGUGGAGCCCAUUGUUGGCAGGCACAUAAAGCGAAAGGGACUUUGGCGGGCAUGCUUCACCCCAGCUCGCGUGGAUGAGCCAACCAUUGAUGCCCCUCCUAAAUCCGUUGCAUGGCGCCUAGCGUUGUCAACGACGCACUUGCUGUACCAGCGGCCUGGCGCGGGACUUCUCCGCUUGCCGCUGUUGGACGUGGCCGACAUUCACUUGAGCUGGAUUGAAGCGGGGGGCGCACGGGUAUCCAAGGUUACAAUAUCCUGGCGGCAGUCGGGUAGGGAGCCUUUGUGCAUUCGAGGGCUCAAGGACCCGCAAUUGCUCUUGGACUGGGUCGAGCAGCAGCGCAGGGAGCUGCCGGGCCAUGCAGCUGCGACUCCAACCGACGCUGGCGUGCAGACGCCAGGGCCACGAGGUUCCGCAGGCGCUGCUGCUCAAGGCAGCACAGCCACAGGCAAGAGCGAUGUUGCAAGCCCGGUCCCCAGCACGGCGGCAGGGACUCCUGCCACGUGCACCGUGGCACGGACACUGUUUGCGGAGUCAGUGGGCGUCGGGGCCGUGUCGCCGGCAGCUGCGUCCAGCGCCAGCGGCGGCAGUAUGACGCACCUUAGCCCGUUCGCCAAGGGUCCUGCCCAACGGCUGGCAGCAUCUGUCGCAGAUCCUGGAUUGAGGCACGCUGGCACUAGCUCUCCGUUGUCACGAGGCGCUGCUGAAUCCCACCCCACACCACGCAGCCUCGGCACGCCCCGUUCACAUGGUAGCACUCCGCUCAGCACAGCAACCUCCAGGGCCCCUCGUAACAGCGGAGGUGCCUCAGCGGCGCUGCCCAUGCCGCCGCCCCUCCCUAGCGACUCGUUCGUCGAGUCGGCAGCGCCGUCAGUCGCAGGCAUGGCCUCAUCCUCGCCACUUCCGUACGCUGUCGGCGGAAGCCCGCCCCCCGCAGCCGAGGACUCGGUCGGGGUUUUGACGCCGUUGGCCUCUCCUCCCACGCCAACGCGUGUGGCAGGGGCCAGCCACCCAAGUGCUGCCGAGGGCUUAGCGCCCGCAGGGGCCACCCUGUUGUCACCGCAGAGCAGGCCUACAACACCCGGUGGCGGCGCCACGUCUCGUGGUGUAGCCCCCAGCAAUGGAGGCCAUGGCUCGCCCGAGGCAGCAUUGCCGCCGCAUGCGGACAUGUCCCCUCAGCGGCAGCCCUCCCCGGCUUCAGCGCGGGAUUCCUUGCCCUCCUCGCCGGUUUCCUUGCCGCCGUUGCCACCCUUGCACCCUCGCCAGGCCCGGAACUCCCCGCCAGCAGGCUCCUGCGAUGCUGCGGCGCUGCUAGAGCUGGUUGGGGAAGCGCCCUCACCAACCAGGACGCGCAAUGUGGAGUUAGCGGCUUCAGCAGGGGGCGCUGCCUUACCCGCUCGGACCCCCAGGUUGCAGCCCGCACACCUGCAGCACCAGCGGCCGUACGAGGGGAGCCACCGGCUGCAGCACGGUAGCACUGCUGCGGUACCACCGGCGGAUGCGGAUGCGGGUGCUGGGGGAGCCGCCACAGGGGCAGCACGACGUGGAUCGGAGGCAGGUGCUAGCGGCUCCUUCCGGUCCGCUCUGUCGAGUGAGGCGCUGGAGUACUCCGUGACGGGCACGCCACCCCCAUUGUCGCUAGGGGGGAGCGAGACCACGCCCGUACUGCUAUCGCGGCAGGGCAGUGAAACAGUCAAUGAAGAACAGGCUCCCCAGCAAGACGUCCAGGGGGUUUGCGCCGCUUCAGACAAAACUGCUGAAGCCGUCAGCUGCUCAUCAGGAGACGGGUUAGGUGCCGCUUCUGCUGAGCUGCAAGGCGGCAGCGGCGGGUUGCAGGGCCCAGUUGGCCUCCCAGAAAGUACCUCUGAUGCCCAAGAUGCUGGUGUGCAAGGCAGCAAUGGUUACUCGGGGAUUUCAGCUGACAUGGCGCAGGUCGUGGCUGGUGCUGGGGCACAAGGCGGCAGGGGCAGCUUACGGGCCUCUGCUGACCUUCCAGACUGCACCGCUGACGCGCAUGAAGAGGAGGAGGAGGCGCAAGGCAGCAGCGGCGACGGCUUGCCGGGCUCAGCCGGCUGUAGCCAGGGGACCGCCCUUGCUGAGAUGCAAGGCAGCGGCGGCGGGUCACAGGGUACAGCCGGCCUUCCGGGAGGCUCCCCUGGUGCUGAAAUUACUGAGGUGCAAGGCAGCAGCGGUGAUUCGGAGGGCUCAACCCGCCUUUCACCAGGCACCGCUGAUGACCCCGGCGCUGAGGUGCAAAUCAGCGGCGGCGGCUCCGAGGGUUCGGCUGGCCUUUCGGAGAACGCCGCUGACAUGCCGCUUGAGGGGAGCAGCUCUCCACAAAGCGGUAGCACCUCAUCCCAGAACGCGGCCGGCAAACAAGACACGGGCGUGACCGCCGUGGGUGCGCUGGGAAUCGCCGCGGCCGCUGCCACAAUGUCGGCUGUCUUGACGUCUGCAGCCUCCGCGGGUAUCAGCAGUAUAGGGCUGCUGGCGUCCCCGUCGCUAGGCGGCGCUGCAGGCGUCGCUGCCUCCUCGGCAGCCGUUGCUGCCUCAGCAGUGGCUGCGCCCAUAACCCUGAUCGGCAUCACAGCAGCGGCGGCGGUGACCAUGGUCGCAGCGGCAGCGGUCACCCACAUCCGCACUGGCAGUCCUGUGCGGUCACCCUACAGCCACCGCAGCAGGGACCUUCGCGAGGCGUGGAGGAUGCAGCUGGCCAGCCGCAGCCACGAUGAGGAGGUGCAGGCAGCCAGCUGCCAUGGAGAGGGGGCUUCGGGUGAGGGAGGGCCGCGGAGCAGCGGGGAAGCUCCAGUUUCACCGUCGCGGGCAACCGGUACGCAUGUUGUUGGGGCAACGGCGGCAGGCAGCCCUGGCAAUGCUACGCCUGCUUCUGGCAUUCUGCCACAGCGGUCUUUGCAGGACGGCGGCGGCAGCGGUGCAACAGUUGAGACUGGCGCCAGCAGCAUAGACAGCGUAACCGGCGGCGCCUGGGGCUCCCAGCCGAACCUUUCGGAUGCUGAAACGGGUCAUCUGUGUUCCCAUGGUCAGGGCGUAUCCCAUACCCAUGCGCCUGGCGGCGACAGUGGUGGCGGAGCUGUGCCGCACUUGGCGGCACACCACGGGGACCACGGAGAGGAAGAAGCACUGCCAGUCACGUUGUUUUUGGACGGACCGGGCGGAAUGCCCCCGCUGGAGUGCAAGCAUCAGGCCAGUGCUAUUGACAUCCCCUCGGAGCUGCCAAUUGCAGCCGCACAGAGUACGACAACUGAAGAACUGACAGCCAAUGCUGGUGUCCCGGUUCCGCCCAACGGCGAGCCCCUAGUAGCUACUAGCUUAUGCCUGCCACAGCAGCAUGCGCCAGAAGAACAGGAACAGUCCCUCACCGGCAUCCACGCUGUUGCGGUGGUGGUCCACGGCGGGGAGCUGCGGCCGCCACCAUACGAGGUUGCCUGUGCGGAGCCAGCAGCGGCGUGCCCCCAAGUCCCGGUGGUGGGAUUCGACAGCCUUGUCUCUCCGCAGCCCAUGGUCCCGCAGCAUCAGCCCCAGCGUGACCCUAUCGUGCGCCAGCUCUUCCAGGACGAGGAGGAACACGUUCCCGGAGCCAGCGCGGUGCCGGAGCAAUGGAAGCAGCAGCAACCUUCCGCGGUGCCUGCGGCGCUGCCCUGCCACACCCCGAUGAUUCCUGCGAGUCCCCUGGCCCCAGGAGCGAGCGCACAGCAGUGCUUCACUGCGGCUAGCAGCCUCGGCCACGAGGCAUCGCCGGCGGCGUUGCGGCGGAGGGCCUUACAGCUUAAGGAGUCCCCUGUCGGGGUGCUGUUUUCGAUACGUGGCUCGGCUUCCGGAGCUGCUGGAGCUUCUUCGCCGCCUGCCGCAACGCGGCCACCGCCAGCUGCUACAUGCGAGUCGUGGGUUCAGACAGAUGUCCUGCCCGCGCCCGUGUCAGAGUGCGCGGUUCAAACGGAAACGGAGCGGCCGGACGAGCACGUCAUCAUCGCCGGAGGCGGUUUGGGUUACAGCAUCGGCCGCGGCAGCGUUACCAGGAGCGGGAGCAGUGGCAGCAGCAAGGGCGAGCAGCGGCGCAAUGUACCGAAGAUGGCAGAAAGCCCAACGCAGCGGUUAUACGCGCUGAACAGCCCAACUACUGAAGCCAGCGGUGUCACUUCAGGCGAGCAGGUGCAGACACGCGAGUCCGUGCCCUCCUUGGCGGGCGCCAAGGACUGGUUCUUGGUGUCCCCGGAGGACGGCAAGCAUCGCGGUAUUGGCAGGCACGGUCUGGCCGACGGGGUCGGCGAAGGCGUCAGGCUCGAGCAGCACGCCAGCGCUUCUCCCUCUCCUCUCCGCUCCUCCAGCCAGGGCGACAGCACUACUAGCAGCAGCGGCAGCAGCAGCCCGCUGACGGACGAACACAGCAGUGCUGCAAUGUCUCCCGGCGCCACAUUAGCAGCAGCUGCUCGCCGCAGCUACCGUGCUGUGCCUCGUCACUUACAUUCUGCAAAACCUGCGGACAGCGAGGCUAGCGCGGUUAGCGAGGAUAGGGUGCCACUACUGGCUCGCUGCAGCGAGACAGGAGCCGCACACGCUAACGAGGCGCAUGCCGCUGAGACAUGGCCAGGGGCUGCGCUAGCGGGCAGGAGUCUGGUGCCAUGCAAGUCUGGUCUGCGCGGUGAGGGUGCUGGCAUCAGCAGCAAUAGCAGCAGUAGCCCGGUGUCGUCCCGGGUUUCGUCCUCCACAAGCACCUCAGCACCUACUGCGCCAUCCUCGGUGGGCUCUGGGAACUACACGCCCUUGGCCAGCGAUCGGGGCACGGAAAGCACGGGCAGCAGCCCCAGACGCGGAGGUAGGGGCGGAGUCAACAGCUCUACGCAGGCUGAUGCGGCUGGGCGCGGUGCUACUGGUGCCGAUGAAGGUACUCCUGCGGCGGCACGGGACCGCGAUGUUGCCGAGGCUGCCGGCGCUUCAGCCUCCAGCUUCCGUGGCGCUGUUGGUAGUGCUGACGGCAAGGGCGAUUCGCAGCUCAGGCUCUUGGCAUCCGACAUGGGGUUUUCUGCGGAGCCGCCGACUUCAGAAGCGCUGCGGUCCGCGUUGCUGAUAUCUGGCAUGGCAAGCAGCUGCAACAGGAGCAGCGCUGUCCAGGUGACUGAGGUCAGUACGGCAGCUGCUGAGCUGGCGUCACUACAAGACGCGACCAGCGACGUGGCUGAGGAUGCGGUUUGGCUUCUGGCUCCGGCGGAAGGAAACGCUGGUGUUGUCAGGACCGCCGAUACCCUGGCGUCAGCAUGCGCCUCCGGCGCUGCGUCAGCAAUCGCGUCUCCAAGGGCACCACUGUUGCCGGAGACCUAUAUCGUGGCAACCGGCGGUUCCCACUCACCUGUGACGGCUGGCGGCCAUAGCCGCAGAUCUAGCACUGGCAGCAACGGAGAGCUGGCUGUUGUUGGAAGCCGAAACCCCAAGGGCCCAAGCGCAGGCAUGAUGUGCAGCCAAGUCGCCCCUGUCCAUCCCGAUGGCAACCAAAUUGCCAUCCCUGCUUGCUUGGGGCCGUUGGGACCGGAGCUGAGUGCUGCUGGGGAUGAAGCGGCUGCGCAUGAGCAAUGCCAGUCUCCUAGUGCCGUGAGCAGUGCCGUGAGCAGUGCCGUGGCGAUAAGCAGCAGCGUGAAGCCGCUACGUUGCUUCGCACCGUCUCCCGCGGCGUUUGCUUUUUACACAUCCAGUCGCAUGGCGCCAACCGGAACACCAGGGGAGUCAGCCGCCGCAGCGGACAGCAUGUGCAGCGGACCUAGCCAGCGGCUGUCCGAGCUUGCUGGGACAACGGAUAUGGGGGAAGUCGUCACACAAGUCUUGCCCGCGUCGCCAGAGCUGUCCGAGAUGUCUUCAGUGGCGUACGGCGGGGCUUACAUGUACGACAGUCCACGACCUUCACCGUACGGAACACCGCGAUCAGCUCAGCCGCAUGCCAGCACUGCACCUACCCCGGACACCGCUGGUCAUGCAGCAUCCGCCGCGGGGGCUGCAGACUCGCCUAGCCCGCAUGCGUACCCGCCAAGCGAGGACUUCUUCCACCACAACCCGCUCUACCGUAUCACUGAAGUGCAUGGCGGGGAAUCACGUCCAGUUGCCCCAUAUGACAGCAGCGCGACGGCCCUGGUGCCCAUGAGGCCCGCCGCGUCCGGUCUGAGCUACGGUGGCAUGCUCAGCGACGAUGAGUACGCCCUCUCUUACGCCUCCUCUCAUGGUCCCCUGGGCUAUGCUGCCUCCCAGUUGAGCCUAUGGUCCGAGGCCGGAGCAGGUGCCGACCAGCGGCAUCCUGAAACCGGGAGGGACGGGGCCGCAGCAGCUCGGGCGAUGACUGUGGGAGGUGUUGCUUCCGCUUGUCAUGGUGGCGGGCUGCAGGGCGGGGCUGCAGCUGCUGCGGCAGGGAGCGCGCGUUGGACUGUCUCGGAGGCGGGAAACACCACCGCUGCCGACGGUGUCAACACCGGCGGCUUAGGUUCUCAGCCGCAGCUGCAGCACCAACAACAGUUAAAGGUGUUCCGCAUGCCGGUGGAGGAGAGGAGUACGGCAGCAGCAGGAGCGCAUAUGGGCUCCAUGCAGCUUCCUGGAGCGCAGAGCUUCGGACCUUACCCCCGGAAAGUGGCGCAUCCUUUGCACAGUCCGCUGAUGGUCCUCAACCCAAUGUACGCGCGAUCGGAGGCCGGCGCAUCCUCCGUUGCCGGCUCCCCGCACGCCACCAAUGGCGGUUUCCCUCCGGAGCACUUGCCCAAGGCGCCUGCGAGCUACGGCGACACAACGGCGCGCAUGCCGGAGGUGGGCGUGACGACCAUCUCAAUUGUACCUACGGCUAGCCCGGUUGAAAUUUGCAAUGUUGGUGCGGAUGGCAACGCGCGUUUGGCAGACGGCGGCAUCACGCCGGGUUACAUGACACCCAAGCUGAAGAUGCGUCCACGCAUGAGUGGUUCACCAUUCAGCCUGGGCAGUUGUCAGGGCUCACCGACCAGCCAGCAGGCGGCUCAUGCCGCCUCCUUGUUGCGCCAGGCUAACGAUGCUGUGGACACCGCACGAGACGCAGUGCAGCGAGGCGAUGGGGAGUGGCUUGCACGCGUGACAGCCACGCUGCAGGCAGUGCAGUCUGCGUUGGAUGCACUCCGAGAGUUUUAGCGGGUUGUAUGUCGGAGCGGUUGGAACGGCGAAGCACUGCUGCCUAGGCAGCUGCGACGGCUGUGUUUUUGGCGUUGUAUUGAAGUUGCUUACAAUGUUAGUUAUGCCUGCAAGCCAUUGAAGCCAGCUAACGGUGCGUGGCCUGUUUGGAAAGUAAUGCCGUACACCCAUCCAUAGACACUACAGACUGUGUCCAUAGCGUGUACAUACAUUUUUUGGUAUUCAGCAAGCAGUUGCACGGGCUUAGGGUACCGGUACUUGUUAGGUCGGACUUGUAGAGCUGUCAUGUCGCAAACGCGUCACGCUGCUAGCUUUGCAGCCUGCCUAGUAAGCAAAUCGUUACGCCAUAGCCUUUUGGGUGCCUCUGAGCGCACGGUGUGUUCGUCGAUAGGCGUUCGGACAUUGUCGACGGCGUCUAGCGAUGCAGCGGAGGCGAGCACGAGUGGACAGGAGGCCAUACCGGGAUGGCUUGGGAUACAAUGUAAACCUAAAGGCAAAAAGGACCCGCCGCUUUCUUGGGUUUACAUGAGGGAAGGCAAGGACGGAAUUAAGCGCUUGAUGCCAUGGUCGGAGCGGCUAAUCUGGGGAGCUGUGUUCGGCGGAAUCGGGUAUUUCGUCGUGCCUUGGUGGUACAACCGGAGAUUGCGAGCCGCCGAGGAGCGCAUCGCGGCAAAGAAGCGGGAGGAAGAGCUGCACGAAAAGCGGCUUCUGGCUAUCCGCCUCCUGCUCUCGGGUAAAACCUGGGUGCAAGAUGAGGCGGACGCGUUUGAGGGGGUGUCGCCAAAGGAGAUAAUGGAGUUCAUGCGCAAGCACAGCAUUAGCCCGGAGGACCCAUUCGAGGGCAUGACGCCGGAGGAGAUCGACGACUUCGUGCGCAAAACGGGCGUUUCGAUAUAACCUUGAUCGCUGGCAGUGGCCUUGACCUGCCUAAACUAGCUGUGAUGCAACGUUCAGGCUGCUUGCCGGGGUUAGGGACGCACACUGGUCUACGCUAGAACUGUGAUAGGCGAACAGCAGGGUAUCAAGUGGCGGUUGGGUCCCGUGUUAGGCAGUGAAACAGGCUGUAACCAAUGCAUGAUUUCUUCGUUGCAUUUAAGUGAUCAGGCAUAUUUCAAGUGCAGUCAUAUAGCAUUACCGUGGAAGGGGUGGCGUGGGAAGGAGGUUGUGCUUUGCCAGGCUCUCGGGUUCCGGACUGCCUACAUUGAACGGUUUGUACGGCGUGCACGGCCGUGGCGGGCUUGCGCUUUUGUAACACCUUGUGUCGCCGGUGUUUGAUGAAUUGCCGCUAAUCACUUGCAUCUAUUUUUGCGAGCGCCUAUAUUUUGUGAGUAGAGCUACUCUCAAGCCGCCGCUCGCGCCGCCCUGAACGGUAGUCUGGUCAAUACCGGAGUGAUAAAGGUUUAGCCCUGGCGUUGCUUGUUCAUCACCAAAGCAGUUUGCUAAGGAGGACACCGUCUGCUCAAUCCCGAACCCGACCCAACUUGUCAUACAUUACUCGCGCCAAGAUGUCCGCAAAGGCCGCUGUUAAAGUAUCGGAGCUUGAUGGCGAGGCUCCGGAGAGCACCGACUUCGCCAACUACUUCUGCACCUAUGGAUAUAUUUACCACCAGAAAGAUAUGUUGGAGGACCACAAGCGCACCGGGGCCUACUACCAGGCUGUGCUCUCCAACAAGCGGCAAUUCCAGGGCAAGGUCGUCCUCGAUGUGGGCACGGGCAGCGGCAUUCUGGCCAUCUUCGCGGCCAAGGCGGGCGCCCGGAAGGUGUAUGCGGUGGAGGCGACCAACAUGGCCAAGAACGCACGCGCGCUGGUGGAGAGCAACAACCUGAGCCACGUGGUGGAGGUGAUCCAGGGCACCAUCGAGUCCAUCUCGCUGCCCGAGAAGGUUGACAUCAUCAUCAGCGAGUGGAUGGGCUACUUCCUGCUGCGCGAGAGCAUGCUGGACUCGGUGCUGGUGGCGCGCGACCGCUUCCUGGCGCCCGGCGGCGCGCUGUACCCCUCGCACGCCGCCAUCUACCUGGCGCCCAUCCGCAGCAACCUGGUCAACCAGCGCACCAGCGAGUUCCAGAACUCCAUGGAGGGCUGGGCUGAGUUCCUGCAGGAGAUGAGGCACUACUACCAGGUGAACCUGGACUGCCUGAGCGACCCCUACCGCUCCGAGCAGAAGGACUACUACCUGCACACGAGCCAGUGGACCGACACGCACCCGCAGCAGCUGCUGGGGCCCGCCACCCCAUUCAUUAAGUACGACCUGCACACGCUCACGCUGGAGGAGCUCAAGGCCCCCCUGAAGGCCGAGUUCCUGCUGCACAUGACCGACGGCGGGCCGGUGGACGCGCUGUGCGGCUUCUUCGACGUCUGGUUCCGCGGCAGCCAGCAGGCGCCCACCGACAACGAGGUCCGCCUCACCACCGGGCCAGACCCGACGGGCGCCACCCAUUGGGGCCAGCAGACCUUCCCGCUGCACCCCGCCAUCGACUGCGCGCCCGGCGACCAGCUGCGUGUGGUGCUGGAGGUGAGCCGCCGCGCGGACAACCAGCGGCUGCUGCACGUUAAGGCGGCCGUCAGCGUGGAGGGCAGCUCCAUAUACGCGGAGCAGAGCAAGACGCCGCGCAACUUCCACUGGAACAUCGAGUAAUGGAAUGGCAUUGAGGAUUGGAAUGGCGGAAAAGGGGAAGGGUGGUAACUGGUCAGGAUGGAGUCCUCGGGGUGGGGGUGGGGGGUGGGUGAGCGCACACCUGUGGGAUUUGAUUAGGGACCGGACGGGGAGAGGGUUAGAACGUAGACGUGACUGACUGGUGGCGCUGUGCCGCCGCGUUUGCCGACUGGGCCUGGUGUGGGUUGUGGUGAGGACAUGACUGGUGGAGGGUUCGACGUGGUGUUUUAGUUGGAAGGACUGUUGGUUUUGCAGUGCAGCUGAAGUAUUAUCGUAGUGGCGUCGCAUGCUAUUCUUUGGUUUCCUCCUGCUUGCUGUCGUGGUAACUGGUAAGGCUCCAGUGGCGCACAGCCGCCGUGGGCUGUUCUGCGUUUGCGCUACUGCUGUGUUGGGGCUCUCGACAGACAUCUCGAACUACCGGGUAAGGCCGGUGAUUAGCUAUGACUCCGUAUGUGCCGUACGCUCGUGGACACACGCUUGAGGCGGCGCUUUAGGACGGCACACUGAGGCUUCGCCUUGAUGACUUGGAACGAAUCCAGUUUCCUACCUUGCCUAAGGGAUAACACGCUUGCACCAACCCAUAUUAUGUCGCAGGAGGGGCAAAAGGACAUUUGCUCAAAGCCUUUUAUACCCAAC